Molecule: messenger RNA, 712 nt
Organism: Emiliania huxleyi CCMP1516
Lineage: Eukaryota; Haptophyta; Isochrysidales; Noelaerhabdaceae
Exons: 3
Coding region: 84-590 (168 amino acids)
Biological process (GO): protein ubiquitination; translation; modification-dependent protein catabolic process
Cellular component (GO): ribosome; nucleus; cytoplasm
Molecular function (GO): structural constituent of ribosome; ubiquitin protein ligase binding; protein tag activity
Source: RefSeq, a predicted model, not a curated record
GCUUUCCUCGGCUCCCCGACGCGCACAGAGGCUCUUGAGGCAUCUGCCUAGGACGGACCCUCGCUCUCCACGUCGCAGCAGCCAUGCAGAUUUUCGUCAAGACGCUCACGGGCAAGACCAUCACCCUCGAGGUGGAGCCCUCUGACUCGAUCGACAACGUCAAGGCCAAGAUCCAGGACAAGGAGGGCAUCCCGCCCGACCAGCAGCGCCUCAUCUUCGCGGGCAAGCAGCUCGAGGACGGCCGCACCCUCUCCGACUACAACAUCCAGAAGGAGUCGACGCUGCACCUGGUGCUGCGGCUGCGCGGCGGCGGCAAGAAGCGGAAGAAGAAGGUGUCCCCCAAGCCGAAGAAGUUCAAGCCCAAGCCCAAGAAGGUCAAGCUCCAUGUCCUCAAGUACUACAAGGUCGACGGCGCCGGCAAGAUCACGCGCCUCCGCAAGCAGUGCCCCUCGUGCGGGCCUGGCAUCUUCAUGGCAUCGCACUUUGACCGGCAGUACUGCGGCCACUGCGGCCUGACGUACAUGUUCGAGAACCCGGGCGCCGGCGCGGACGCGGGCAAGGCCGACACGAAGGGUAAGAAGAAGAAGUGAGCCCGUGCGAGCACGCGUCUUGUGUGGGCGUCAUAACGUAGAUUCAUGAGUCAGUCAGUCUCACCGCCGUCUUAUAUGAUUAUGAAGAGAGGGAUUUUCCGUUGUCUAUGCACAUGUGACCC